Molecule: messenger RNA, 1172 nt
Organism: Octopus bimaculoides (California two-spot octopus)
Lineage: Eukaryota; Metazoa; Mollusca; Cephalopoda; Octopoda; Octopodidae
Product: transcriptional coactivator YAP1
Biological process (GO): positive regulation of transcription by RNA polymerase II; hippo signaling
Cellular component (GO): cytoplasm; nucleus
Molecular function (GO): protein binding; transcription coactivator activity
Source: RefSeq, a predicted model, not a curated record
UUAGUUCUCUCGCUCUCUGAAGUUACUACCGACCAUCACCACCAAUAUUCGCACACACACGAGUUCACAUACACACACAAACACUUACACAUGCACACACACGCGCGCACACACACACGAGCCCCGCAUACACACUCACACACUAACACAUUCACACACACACACAAAAAAUAAAAGCUUUCCCCCUGACCUCCGACCUCUCCUAAGCAUAUCGCUGCGCCGCAUCUGUGCCAAAAUAUCAAACGCAACGCGCAGCGAAGCUAGUACUCCCUUAUAAGGAACUUACGAUUCAUUGACGUUUGAAAUAUAUAAUGUAUGUCAACACCGAAUGUAUUCAUUUGGUGCCUGCCUUUCAUUAAUGUUAACUUAAACGAACAAAAGUCAAUCAUUUCACAUAUCCUCCAACUCUCUCAAUCAGUCCCUACUGUAUAGGUAUUAGGGACUACUUUUUUGCUGCGCCAGUGAACAGGCCUUUUAAAUAGGCGUUGUGAAUCCAUACUGCCACAACUUUUCGGGAAAACUUUGAGUGUCCUCCCAUCGAAAGGAUUUUCAGGAAAACUUCGGGAUUUUACUUGUUUGUUUCGACUUGUAUCGGAUAUAGAGUAUUUAGAAGUACGAGGCUGGUUCGGUUCGUGAUUUUAGUCACUUAGUUGGCGAAAAUGUCGCAACAAAGGACCGAACAGAAGGGAAAUCAAGUCGUACAUGUUAGGGGAGACAGCGAUUCCGACUUGGAGGCUCUGUUCAAGGCUGCUAUGAAUCCUUCAGAAGUCCCACAUCAACUUCCAUUGCGGAUGAGGAACCUGCCGGCUUCUUUCUUCACACCGCCCGAUCCGACGCAACAAAAGCAACACAGCAGGGAAGGGAGUACGGAUUCGACGGGUGCCGGUAGCGGGUCGGUGUUGAAUUCUCCGGGUUUGACCAUUGCUCACCCUCGCGCACAUUCUUCCCCGGCCAGUUUAGCGCAAACUAUGAGCGCAGCCCCUCCUCCGUCGUCCCAGCAUGUUAGACAGCAUAGUUAUGAUCUCACAGACGAACAGCCCCUACCCCCGGGAUGGGAAAUGGCAAAAACUAAUCAAGGACAUCGAUAUUACCUCAAAAGCAGAGAAACAGAUACAGACAGACAAAACAGGGAACUACAGAUUCCACCUAAUAUUUGAAAAAUAAUCUUUUUC